Molecule: messenger RNA, 3672 nt
Organism: Wasmannia auropunctata (little fire ant)
Lineage: Eukaryota; Metazoa; Arthropoda; Insecta; Hymenoptera; Formicidae
Gene: gem
Product: transcription factor CP2-like protein 1
Exons: 12
Coding region: 317-2530 (737 amino acids)
Biological process (GO): regulation of transcription by RNA polymerase II
Cellular component (GO): nucleus
Molecular function (GO): RNA polymerase II cis-regulatory region sequence-specific DNA binding; DNA-binding transcription activator activity, RNA polymerase II-specific
Source: RefSeq, a predicted model, not a curated record
GCACGAUCUGCAACAGGCAUGAAAAGUACACGCGGUGGAAUGGAAUAAGUGCUUUUCGCGAUUAGAGAACAGACAGCUGGAGACAGAGAUCAUCGAUCUGUGAUUUGAAAUCAGCGUGAAUUUAUCGCCUUUUACAGAAUCGUUGCCGAACACAAUCACGAAAUUCAUUUUCGCAUAUAGAAUAUAUAUACGUAUAGCAUGUAAAAUUAUAACUCGUAAAUCAAGGAGUCGUUCUCGUCUUCUCAUCCUUGAAGAGAGGAAUUUUGGUGCUAAGAGAAUCGAUGCUCGCCGACGGAGCGGACCUUUGAGAAGCUGAAUGGAGCUGCAACUCAUGAUGGACGCCGGCGCGGAAACCCUACACGGAGGGAUGUGGUUCUCCAAUACAUCUCCAUCAUAUGAGCAACUGUCGCCGGUUCGUUCAAACAGGUGUGACAUUAUAGGCGCAUCUCAACAGACCACAAUGGGGUAUCACAGUCCGCAAAAUUCUUUAUGGCAAGACAAGCGCAACUCGCCAAAAAAUUCGCCGACUGGCGGUGAUCAGGUACAUUUGAACAGUGGCUCGCCACAACUCUCGCCUUCCGGAUCAUCCCCGAAUUGUGAACAGAACAAUCUAAAACGCCGUUCCACGGAGUCAUUGCAUCACAUUACGGAACUUGAAAAGAAACAUAUCAGAAGAGACGGAUCCAUCGGCAGCAAUGGUUCUGGCCAAGGUUGGUCCACGCAAGUGGAGGAACUCGCGGAGCACCUUGCCGCUGAUUUUGAUGGAUCGUUAUCCGCUCUCGCGGCAUCUGAUCUUGCAACAGCUGUCGCUUCCUACACUAACAUGAGCGAAGCCCUCCUCACUUUGCCAUCGCUAACAGUCUUCAAACAGGAGGCGCCAUCGCCUGAGAAUCAGCAUGGCAACGCUAAUUUAAAUCACGUGUCGCAAAGGGCGAUCAAUACAGUGCCGUCCAGCAAUGGAAAUGUCGGCUCCGUCGAGGCUGAUAGCAACAACAAUGGACAAACCGCGGCUAGCCUCCACCAACUUUUGUAUUCCUCCAACGAGGAGUACCCGCCGACUUCGACCGCGGCCAACCACGUUUCUUCUUCCCAACAGGGAAACGAAUUGAACGAGGAUUGCCGUUUUCAGUACGUCUUAGCAGCCGCUACCAGCAUCGCUACCAAGGUUAACGAAGAAACUCUCACGUAUCUGAAUCAAGGGCAAUCGUAUGAGAUCAAGCUGAAAAAAUUGGGCGAUUUAUCUGCCUAUCGCGGAAAGAUUUUGAAGGAACAUCCGACCUUUCUGUUCCAGUCGACGAUUCGCAUUUGCUUCCACGAGCGACGGCUGCAAUACACAGAACGGGAACAGAUGCUGGCCUGGCAACGGGCUAGGCCGGGUGAGAGAUUGCUAGAGGUUGACGUACCUCUCAGCUACGGUAUGGUGGACGUCUGCCAACCGUCGCCGUCCAACAACAGCGUGGAGUUUAUGUGGGAUCCCACGAAAGAAGUCGGGGUUUAUAUCAAAGUCAAUUGCAUAAGCACUGAAUUUACACCGAAGAAGCAUGGUGGCGAAAAGGGCGUUCCCUUCCGAAUUCAAGUAGAGACCCGAUUGCCAGGAGGACCACGUCUGCACGCAGCAUCGUGUCAGGUGAAAGUCUUCAAACUGAAGGGAGCAGAUCGCAAGCAUAAGCAAGAUCGUGACAAGAUAUUGAGACGUCCUCCUCACGAGCAGGACAAAUAUCAGCCCAGCUAUGAUUGUACCGUCCUUUCUGAUAUUCCUCUGGAAUCCUUAUCGCCUUCAAACUUGUCGACGCAAAAUAAUGGAAGCUCGUAUGCCUCGACGGAAGCAAUAUCACCACAGACACGUACGUCUAUCGGCCAGGGCUGCAAUUCCCCUCCGGUAAUCGCCCCGUUGGCACUUUCGGUUUCUAAUUCCAGCAUCGUACCGCUGGUUCCAGCUUCGGACGCCGUGAAGGAAAACGUGGGAACGGCGCCGGCCUUGCCAUCUCCCGCAGCCAUACUACCGGAUCAACCUUGUAUUGAAGCCGAUAGUGCCCCAUGUCUUACUGAAUUGCCGCCCGACGCAACUACCACGCAGACAACCGCGUGGCUUCGCGCCAGCCGAUUCAACGCGUUCGAGUCAACAUUCGCGAGCUACUCUGCAUCGGAUAUUUUACGCUUGUCCCGGGAUGAUCUCAUUCAGAUCUGCGGCGUGGCGGACGGCAUUCGAUUGUUCAACACGUUGCAUUCCAAGGCACCGACCCCCAAACUCACUCUCUAUUUUUCAUUGGAAGGCAACGGAUCGCUCUGGAGAGUCGCCUAUCUCGACAAUUUGACGAGCACCGCAUUCACAAACAAGUUACUCAACGCUCUAAACUUGCCUCACGACCGACUUCACUCAAUACUGUUCCUAGGACCACAGGGUAUACACGUGUUGGUCACCGACGAGCUGGUAGCGAACAUGAAAGACGAGAGUAUGUAUCUCGUCGAGACUAUCAAAGAUCCGGCUAGCGAGCGUUACAAAUUGUUAAUAAAGUCAAAAAUCAUUUGAAUUAUUCCCAUAGAUUCUUUCUUUUAUAAAUAUUUUUUAUAAAUAUAUAUACGUAUACUACAAUAAGAGAAAAAGAGAAAGAAGAAGCGCUAAUAAAGCGAAAGCUAAUAAAAUAUAUUAUUUGAAUAUACAAAGAUUAUCGUCGUAUAACGAUGGUUACAUAAAGAAAGUUUGAAAAUUAUUAACAAUUUUUUAACAACCCAAUUAAGAUAGUAAUAAUUUUUUAAUAUAUUUAAAAUGAAUGUAACUGAAUACAAAAGCGAACUGUUUUAACAAAUAUGCUAUAAAAAAAGUAUAAAUGCGUUUUUCUAUCGAUAAUGAAUAUUGUUAUGUUGCCAUUAUAUUGUACAUAGCUUAUUGUUAAAUUAUGCGAGCACUCAAACUUUUCAAGUACUCAAUCUUUAAAAGUAAGCAAACGUAUGCUAAUCAAAUUUAUACUGUGUUAAAAUACGCUAAUCCGAUAAUUUCGGGCGACUCUUAAUUCAAAAUUAUAUCCAUUAGAAAGAAUUAUAAGAUGCCAAUUUUAUGACUUUUUAAAAAAAGAAUAGAUAUACUGUUCCAUUACCGUAUAUUUAAGAAUGUUUGAACUAUAUAAUUACUUUAGUAAAAGUGAGAUAUAUAUGAAUAUGAGAUUUUGUACAUUUGCACUAUUGUGCCAUGAUGAUAUGAAUAUUCUGGGAUUAUAAAUAUUUGGACUUUUUAUUAUAAAGUAGUUAUAAAAACUUCUUUCGUUUCGGACAAAUGCAAAGAAACACAUGCAAGAUUUCUAUUACAAUUUUAUAAGCCGCAUUAAUACUGACGGUGAAUUUUGAAAAAAAUAUUCAAUAUGGUAAUAUAUGUAAUACAUAUACUCAACAAAAAUUUGAGUAAGGAAUGGAAAGAUAGAGAGAUUACGUAAAGAAAAGUACGAUUUACUCUUAUGUAUUAUUUUUAGUACAAUUUAUGAAAACGAUCGUUUUUCGAUACACGUGCCACACUAAAAAUAAGUAUAAAAUAUUAAUUUUGUAUAUAAUUGUUACUGUUUUUGUUGAUUUAACAAUUUCUGUUAUUAAAAUAGGUAUAGAUUCUUUUGCUUCUAUGAACUUUUAAUAUGUUCACAUUAUUAUUGAAAAUAAAAUAUAAAAUGACGUUAUUAUCGUAAA